UCUGAGACCUUCCUUCCCUUCUCAGGACAGAUGGCUCCCAGCACUGUUUUCAUGGAGCCUGACAACCUGCUGACACCAAAGGAGAAAAACAAACUGAGGAAGCCGGUGGUGGAGAAAAUGCGCCGUGACCGGAUUAACAGCAGCAUCGAGCAGCUGAAACUGCUCCUGGAGAAGGAGUUUCAGAGACACCAGCCCAACUCCAAGCUGGAGAAAGCCGACAUCCUGGAGAUGACCGUCAGCUACCUGAAACAGCAGAGCCAGCUGCAGAUGAAGACUGCAGGAUCCUUCCAUAAAAGCUCUCAGUUUGACUUCAGAGAGGGCUAUUCCAGGUGUUUGCAAGAAGCUUUCCAUUUCCUCUCUCUUCAUAAAGUCCGAACUGAAACACAGACCAAACUUUUAAGCCACUUCCAGAAGAGCCAGUCAGCUGCUACCGAGGUCGCCUUCUCCCCUGGGAACCCCAGCACCCUGAAGCCAGCAUCUCCGAAAGAUGCCAGUACUCUCUGGAGGCCCUGGUAGUCACGGGACUUUGUGGACCUUUGCCUUUUACAGUCCAGAGGAAGGAUCUGACUGCAUCCGAUAGUCCAGCUCUGAUCCUCUCUUCUGUAGGGAAUUUUAUUUCCCUGUGUACUUUAUUUAUGUGUGAAAAGAAUGGCAUACUUUUGACUUUUAUGGGAUCAUUUGGCAAAAGUUCAGGCAUUCUGUUGAGUGGUGUUGAAGCUGUGUAGACGCUGGUGAUAACAGCACGCAGCAUGCUGCCCAGUCAGGGGGCGAAUGUCUUCAAAAUGAAGGAGGGUAUUUUUGUAAAUGUUACAGUUGUGACGGAUAAGAAUUGCUGUAGGAGAGAUUUCUCUAAUAUUGCUUGUAAGAGCCAUCAGCUUUGCUCUGGCUUGACUAGUGAUGCUUGUUCGCUCAGUCACUCCAGAGGAUAAAUUUACUACCCUUUGGUUCAUGCACACUUGAUUAAAAUCGAUUUCCCUCUGUUUGCUUAUAACUUGUACAGCAUCAAAGAUGGUUUCUGUUUUAUUUUGGAUUUUUCCCCAGUGACCCUUCCAUAGUCCUAGUAUAUAAAGUUUGACAGAUGAACAGAAGCUACGAAACUAUGUGGAAUAUUUCUACUAUUUUGCUGCUUUUUUCAAUUUAGAAAAAGAGUAUGUUACUGCUUUAUGUUAAAGAAAAGGUAGUAGGUGAAAGGCUUAAUUGGUCAAUGUUAUACAUUUUGGGUGUAAGCUAUGCUUUUUCUAGCAUUUUCAUUAUAAUAAUGAUUUUGUCUGUAUUAAGUGGUUUAAUUCAUGGUGGAUAGUGUUUCUCCCACUACUGGGACAGCCCUAUGGCUUACCUGCAUACUGUGUAUGCGUCUCUGUGUCUGUAGAGAGCAAUAAAAUGCAUUUGUGUGCAA
This is a messenger RNA of Fulmarus glacialis (Northern fulmar), 1396 nucleotides long. Its product is annotated as transcription factor HES-5-like. Gene Ontology annotation, biological process: regulation of transcription by RNA polymerase II; anterior/posterior pattern specification; regulation of neurogenesis. Gene Ontology annotation, cellular component: nucleus. The record is from RefSeq and is a predicted model, not a curated record. NCBI's taxonomy places the organism in Eukaryota, Metazoa, Chordata, Aves, Procellariiformes, Procellariidae. The coding region runs from base 31 to 516 and encodes 161 amino acids. The transcript has 3 exons. Gene Ontology annotation, molecular function: DNA-binding transcription factor activity, RNA polymerase II-specific; RNA polymerase II cis-regulatory region sequence-specific DNA binding; protein dimerization activity.